Molecule: messenger RNA, 3594 nt
Organism: Theileria equi strain WA
Lineage: Eukaryota; Apicomplexa; Aconoidasida; Piroplasmida; Theileriidae
Exons: 1
Coding region: 1-3594 (1197 amino acids)
Biological process (GO): mitotic DNA damage checkpoint signaling; protein phosphorylation
Cellular component (GO): cytoplasm; nucleus
Molecular function (GO): protein serine/threonine kinase activity; ATP binding
Source: RefSeq, a predicted model, not a curated record
AUGGCUAUAAAAACAUUUUGUUCUUCUUGUGUAAGAACACAUGAAGUAGCCGGUAGAGAUGUGUCAGCUAAACUAUACUCAGGUGAUGAAGAGUUCGAAGUUGUUGUAACUCAGAAAUAUGAUUUUCCAUUACUGAGUUAUGGAUGGUUUGAAGCAUCAAGGCCAGCAUAUGGAUCAAUACAAAAUGACACAUCUUCAACAUAUUCUUUGCAAUCCAACUCGAAUCAGCAAAAUUCAAUUUUAGAUAAGAGCUUAUUCUCAAAUGCUAACAACCAUGAUAUGCUAUACUCCCUCCAGGAUAACUUAUUGGAGCACAUUUACAUUGAUAUUGAACACAUUUAUAAUAAGUCAUUAAACUUAUCGCUAGAUGUUUUGGAUAAUAUGAAUGGAAUAGGAGAGGAUAAAAAUAUUUUAAAUAAUGAGUUCUUAGACCCAGAGGAUAAAGCUAAUGCGGAUUUCAAUGAUUCUGAGCCAAAUACAUCUGAUAACGGGCAACAGAAUGAGAUACCUUUUGACAAUCUUGGUGGAUAUCCAAGCGCUGGUAAGGAUUUGAAUCACCACAAACAGCAAGAUACAAAUCAAACUGUAACUGAUAUUUUAACUUGUAUUGAACAAGAGAACACGGAAUCAAUACAACUACCAGAAAAUGCAAUAGUGGAAACAGCGAGAUUUGAUGCGGGUCAACACGGAAUAUAUACUGAGUCUUUGCAAGAUAUCCCCGAGUUGUGUAAUACACUUCAUGAGGAUAUGUUCUCACAGGAUUCUGAGGUUGAUGUAAAGGUCUAUAACUCCUACUCGGAUUUGGAGAUGCCAUGUUCUGAUGAUGAGGGCCCAGUACAAGAGCGUUCCUUGAAUACAAUGUCUAUAGAUUUUUUUAAUUGUGCAAUAAAAAGCCAAAAUUUAAAAAGACUGGCGUUUAAAUUAUUUUUGAAGUCGGUAAGUGAGUCCAAUAAUGACUUGCAAUUAUCUCCAUCUGGAAUUAGAUCUGAAGAUACAGAACCAGCUAAAUUGGGGAUCCACAUAGAAGGAAUGAGAAUAAAUAAGGUUGAUGAGAAUACUGUAAAAAGAAAAAACAGACUCGAUUUGGAAAAUGAUUUUGCAUUCUUGAAAAAAAAACAGAAACACAUAUCCGGAUUUUCUACACCAAAGGAAACGUUGAAGAGUUUAGCAUCAAAAUGCAGUCUAAUACAAAGUCAUAAACUAAAAUCUAACAGUAGUGUGAUGUCUACAGGUGAUAAUCCUAUAAAAUCGGUCAAUUAUUCAUCUGUUAUUCGUAAUAAGUCUGCAAGAGGAACUAUUAAUUCAAAUUAUGCUAAAAGCAGGUCUUCUGUUGAGAAAGCUAUAAUGGAUCUUUCUAAUGCAGAACAAAGACAUUCUACAUAUUAUAAAAAGGUUGGAUCUUCGCUAGAUUAUAAUACUCGUAGAGGAAUAUUGUCAAACAACAUCCUUUCUUCAGAUUCCGGUAAGGCAAUAAAAAAUUUAUCUGGUAAACAUGGCUCAGAUGAUAAAGUUUUUGGCUCCAAUAAUGAGGAAUCUGACUGGUGCUCCGAGAUGUGGGAUUCUUUUAUAAAUGUAAUAACCUGUAGGCGACUAAAAAUAGGCCACGGAUCAUUCUCAACUGUAUCAGAAGCGAUACUAAGAUCAUACCCAUCUAUGUUAUCUCGAACAGGCAGAGACGCAGACAUUGAAAUGUUUAAUAAAAUGUUGGAGUUGAUAUCUGGCCAUUGCGAAUUGUGUAAAAAUACGGUAAAAUAUAAAUGUGCUGUUAAAUCUAUAGGUGACGGGUACCCCCUCUCACGAUUCCAAUAUAUUAGGGAAAAGGAAAUGAUGUUACAUUUUAAUGCUCACGUAUUAAAACCAUUAUCUUGCCGCGUUUUGAAUGAUAAUUCAUGUAAAGUAUACCAGCUGCUUAUGCCUAGAGCCCGCGGUGAUUUAUUAACUAUGAUCAACGGGCUCAUCAAACAUCGGACAAAAAAAGGGUAUGGAAUUAUAAAAUUGAUCAACCAUAAAAGUGAAAAGCGAAUAAUUGGACUAUUCGAAGAUGAAGUUCGAUUUUUAUUUCUUCAGAUAUUGAGUGGACUAUCCUUCAUCCAAAUGUGCUUUCAGGGCGAUAUUUAUAGACACUCUGAUAUUAAACUGGCCAAUAUAUUGGUUUUUUGCGAAGAUGAGAAUAUUUAUAUACCAUUUAAAUGGAAACUCGCUCUUGCCGAUUUUGGUUGUUCUAUAUUGAUUAAUCCCACGCAGCACCUGGAUGGCUCUACCUCAUUUAAGGGAUUGCAUCAUUCCCUUUUGAAAGAAUGGACGCAACAGUUAUCAUCGCAGCUUUUGUCCUUUGUUAGGGGUACUGUUAGAUAUAAUGCUCCCGAAGCAUUAUCAUAUGAUCGCAAUGGCACAAAAAGAAGCAAUCAUAAUCCGAAUUGCAUUUCAAUUUACAAGAAAAACCACAAGACAUUGUCAUCAAUAAUAAAUUCUAAUAAAGUGGACCCUGUUAGUUGGGGGUUGGAGAAUGUGGAUCCAAUUUCAUCAGUGAGGUCUAACCCUUCGAACAAAAUUAGUGGAGCAUCGGAAAAUGAUGUGGCAGAAUAUUUUAGGGUAGAUAUGAGAGCGGAUAUGUGGUCGGCUGGCAUUAUUCUUGCCGAACUCUCCAAGUUUGGAUGUAACCUGAACAUUUCAACUAUGGUAAAUAAAUCGAAUCCUGAUAUAUUUGAAAGUAUUUUAAAAAGUUUUGAAGGAAAAGAAACCACAGAUGUUCCUAUAAAUGGUGAAAAGAUUAAAUCUAAAAUUGCUUCAACGUUAGGAAGGGGUUUGUUUUGUCGUAAUACUAUGGAAUUACGCAAAAGAUUAGCAGCUAGUAAGGGCACACCAUUGCAACAUCCCAUAAGCGAUGAUGAACUCAAUAAAAUAUUAGCAUCAGAAAUAAGUAGCGAGUGUGAUGUAGAUUUGCAAACUAGAAUUAAGAAUUUGAAGGCAUUGUUUCCUUCGUUUGAGAAUUGUAAGUUUACUAGUGGCUUUUGGGAUUUAUUGGCUAGAUUGCUAGCAUAUAAUCCAUCAGAUAGGCUCAUGGCACCCGAAGCAUUAGGACACUAUUGGUUUAAGAAUAGUGCUUAUUUGUUUGAUAUAAUUGAUGAUUUACCGUGUUCUACAUUUAAUCACCUACCUCUUCAACAUUUUUACUACACAAAACUUCAAAUAGCUUCUAACGGAUCUCAGAUCAAUGAUUCUUCUCCACUAAAAAAAUGCGAAGAAUGGCUGGAUUUUAACAACUCUGACAUGUGUUUCAAUAGCCUAUUCAAUUAUGCAAAGGUAUCUCAGACUCCACAUGCCUGGUUUUCUGGUCCUGUGCAUUAUCGCUUGCAUAAACUACAGAGUCAAAACAUUCAUUUACCUGAUAUGGUUGCGCAUAUUUGCACGCGUGAAGCUUGUAUUUUGGAGACACGUGAAAAGGAAAUUUUUGGCUCGGAGGGUUACAUUUUAUCCAGAUUGUUAGACAUAAAGUCUAAAUACAAUUUAUCCUGGGAACGAUUAUUAUCAUCGCACACUGCACAUUUGUUAGGACAAACUAUACUAUCGGAAAGAACUCCUAAGAUAUUGUAA